AGCGACGUGUGAUUGCGAAGGGCGGUUGAAUCUACCUUGGUCAAUUCAUCGCAGACAAAACGCUAAGCUGGUUAGCUUCCACGAUGAAAUUUUUGUGGUGAUUUCCUCACCAAAGGAAAAUGCUAAUUGCGGGUUGAAUGCUUCUAAACUACUACUCAUCUUUGCCUCCGAAAUCAAACCUUUGGUUCAGCACAACAUCCAUGGCAUUAACAAGGACACAACAUAUCUUGUUGUCCUCAUCUGA
Molecule: messenger RNA, 244 nt
Organism: Dovyalis caffra
Lineage: Eukaryota; Viridiplantae; Streptophyta; Magnoliopsida; Malpighiales; Salicaceae
Source: the annotation of a GenBank genome assembly